ACACUAGAUCUGUGGUUAACAAUAAAAAAUAUAGUUAUUCAAAAUUUAAAACCAGGGGAUAUUGACCCUGAGCAUAGGUAGUUAUGUACUGCAAAGUGCAAAUGCAAAACGAAAUCAAAUUUCGAUCAGCAACAUUCUUUAACUUCGCCUACUGGUUAGCUUUAAGGGAGCGUGGCAUAAUUAAAAAUGAAAAACGCAUUUAAAUUUCUCUUUGUGUUUCUAUGUAUCAUUAUCACCGAAACUGCUAUAACUAAUAAAUCAAAAAAUGUUUUAAUACUCCUAGCGGAUGAUGGAGGAUUUGAACUUGGAGCAUAUGGAAACAAAAUCUGCCAAACACCAAACAUAGAUGCUCUUGCACGCCAAAGUGUCCUAUUCACCAAUGCCUUCACAUCUGUGAGCAGCUGCUCUCCUAGUCGUGCAGCACUACUAACGGGUCAGCCCAGCCACCAGAAUGGCAUGUACGGGUUGCAUCAUGGAGUGCAUCACUUCAACUCAUUUGAAAAUGUUACAAGUUUGCCUAAUUUGCUCCGCAAGCAUGGAAUAUUUACAGGUAUAAUUGGCAAAAAGCAUGUGGGUCCAAGCAGCGUUUACAAGUUUGAUUAUGAGCAGACAGAAGAAAACAAUCACAUCAAUCAAGUGGGGAGAAAUAUUACUCACAUAAAGAUAUUAUCAAAAGAAUUCCUUCAUCGGGCAAAUGAAAUGAACAAGCCAUUUUUUCUGUACGUGGCGUUCCACGACCCGCAUCGCUGUGGUCACAGUGAGAUCGAGUAUGGCGCGUUCUGUGAGCGCUGGGGGUCGGGCGAGGUCGGUGCCGGUCUCAUCCCUGACUGGAAGCCCUGGUACUACCAGUGGGACGAAGUGGCUCUGCCUUAUCACGUACAGGACACAGAAGCGGCCAGAAGAGAUAUUGCAGCGCAAUACACUACCAUGUCGAGGCUCGAUCAAGGCGUCGCCUUGGUGCUCAAGGAGUUGGAGGCUUCGGGCCACAAGGAGGACACUCUGGUGCUAUACUCGUCCGACAACGGCAUUCCGUUCCCCUCCGGCCGCACAAAUCUGUACGACUCGGGCUUACGGGAACCACUGCUCAUCUCUUCACCGGAUCCGAGCGCCAGAAGGAACGAGGUCUCUCACGCGAUGGUCAGCUCGUUGGACGUCUUUCCCACCGUGCUGGACUGGUUCGGCAUCCCGGCCGAGGGGCCGUCUAGCAACGACAUCUGGUCAAACGACGCACCGAAGUCUCUGCUGCCGAUUUUGGAAAAGGAGCCCGCCAGGCGCGACGACGAGGCGGCCUUCGCUUCCCAGACGCACCACGAGAUCACCAUGUACUACCCGAUGCGGGCCGUGCGCACGCGCUCGCACAAGUUGAUACACAACCUCAACUUCGCGAUGCCGUUUCCCAUCGACCAGGACCUGUACGCGUCGGCCACCUUCCAAGAUAUCUUGAACCGCACCCGGGCCCGUCAGCCGCUUCCUUGGUACAAGACGCUAAAGCGCCACUACUACCGGCCGCAGUGGGAGUUCUACGACGUGCGCGCCGACCCCGCCGAGCUGCGAGACCUGCACGGCAAGCCGACGCUGGCCGCCCUCGAAGCCUCGCUGCGGGAGCGUCUUCGCGCCUGGCAGAGUCGAACGGGCGACCCUUGGCUGUGCGCGCCCGACGCCGUGCUCGUGCGCAUGCCCGACUCCCCCGACGACGUCUGCUCCGCCCUCGACAACGGGCUCGCCGCCUACUUGCACUGACCCAGACUUGAUAAAAAUUAUCGUUUAAUAAUAUUCAUUCGAUUCACUUAUAACACAACAACUUUGUUCAACCGAAUAGCCCUCAAAGGUCUACACAACAACUGCAAGUCCUCGUCAGGGCAAGAUUUUGUUGUUUCUUUUUUUACUUGCCACCUUUUUCGUUUAAAUAAAAAAAACUGUAUAGGUUUGAUAAUGGUUUAUUAUAUUUACACAAAUGCACUUAAAAAAUAAAGAAAUUUAUAUAAGUACAUUCUUACGUAUCACCCGAGUCAAAACAAAUAAAAUAAAUAAACACAGCUGCAGUUAGAACUAAGUAGUGGUCCCAAGUUGCCACCGAUAUAAAUUAAUCAAAAAUAAAUAUUCAGUCUUUGUAUACAUAAUUAGUGUUUUAAAAAUAAACUAUUAAAGAUAAAGUUUGCUGCACCGUUAUGGUGAAUCAUUCUAGUUAGUGAAAUCCAUUUUUUUAGCAUGAUACAAACAGACAGACAGAUGGACGCGGCGGAGGGCUCCAUUUAAAUAAAAGUAAAGACAUUACCAAGCUCUAUCAUUCAAGGUCGCAUUUCGAACAAACAACUUACUUUGCACCACGAAACUCUUAAAUUCGAUAUUAUUAUAUCUCAAUAACUUCAUAUCUAAUAAUAAGUUAUUUUCAGCCCAAACUAGGACAAUACAGAGGCGAAGACCCAAUGUUCUGCCUUGCAAUACCAAAAAAGUAAUCGUUAUAAUUACUGGAUUUUCAAAUGCACAAAUGUUGCAUUUUUUUUCUGCGCCCAGAGAUACACUACUGAUAUUUCUGCCACUCACUAUUAAUCUUGUUUAUCCAACGACAUUUUGUCAUGAUACGCUUCAAAGUUUAUUUGAUCUGAAAAAUAGCACAAGAUCUCGCGAGAUCAAGAUUGCUUUUCCUACUCUCUCCUCUACCUCAUUCAACAAGAAUGUCAACCUGCAAUAACAUUAAUCAAUAUUUGAAGACAUGUUGUUUUUCUAAGAUUAUCAUUACCAAGAAGACAUAUCUAAAAAAUUAGAGUAGCCUUCCUCUGGUAAGGGCAGAUUGUUGAGAUGAUAGUUGAUAGUUGAGAGCUCUCUGCAUUUCCCUUCCACUACACUACAUUCGCAUCUAUCUUAUAGAGAGCUGCAAUUAUUGGCCUCAUCCUAUUUAUCUGCAAACAUAAUGAUUCUAAUAAGAUAAAUAACAUUUAUUAUAAGAGGUGCUGUCAACAGACUGUUUAAAUGUAGUUUUAAGUGAAGCAUUUAAUUUAUAUUUCUUUUUUUGAUGUUCAUAACUGUACAUUGUGUUACCUUUAUUAAUAAAUAAUUUUUGACUUUGUUGUGAAUUUGGGCCAGAUGUGAUCAUUAAAGCUCUGCUGAGGAAGAGAAGCAGUCUUGCUCUUUUUUAAAAGAAAAAUUUGAUGCCUAUUUACUUAAAUUGUUAAUAAGCAAUAUGAAUACAUAAACAAUAGUAUUGAAUAAUAAAAUAAAGUUGUACAAUCACUUUCUUGCAAUGGUGUGACUAAUCUUUACACUUCAUUUUAAUUCAGUGUAAAGAACUAUGUAUUCACUCCAUGUCUACUAUGGCUUUAUGUGUUUUUAAAGGUUUUAUCAUUUUAUGAGCAUUUGACUUUAUUAUCUCAUAAAAAAAUAGGAAAAAUAAAUUCUUUUUACCAUGUGCUGAACAUCCCUCAUCUUCUUUAUUUCAUAUAUAAGACUUUUCAUAAGGAAACCAAUGUAAACAAUAAUAAGUAUUAUUAAAAGACCCAGUUUUAAUUUGUCUAGCCAACCAAAUUUUGCAUUACCCUGUAAUUAAAACAAAUAUUAAUAAAAACACAGUUCUAAAAAAGUAAGGAAGUUGAUAGAUGUCA
This is a messenger RNA of Pieris rapae (cabbage white), 3599 nucleotides long. RefSeq names its product N-sulphoglucosamine sulphohydrolase (gene Sgsh). The record is from RefSeq and is a predicted model, not a curated record. NCBI's taxonomy places the organism in Eukaryota, Metazoa, Arthropoda, Insecta, Lepidoptera, Pieridae. Gene Ontology annotation, molecular function: arylsulfatase activity. The coding region runs from base 187 to 1740 and encodes 517 amino acids. The transcript is spliced from 7 exons.